Molecule: messenger RNA, 1486 nt
Organism: Pelodiscus sinensis (Chinese soft-shelled turtle)
Lineage: Eukaryota; Metazoa; Chordata; Testudines; Trionychidae
Product: carbonic anhydrase 2
Biological process (GO): regulation of intracellular pH; carbon dioxide transport
Cellular component (GO): cytoplasm; plasma membrane; apical part of cell
Molecular function (GO): carbonate dehydratase activity; zinc ion binding
Source: RefSeq, a predicted model, not a curated record
CCUGGCUCCGGGGAGAUGCAGCCGCAGUGCCGCGCAGGACCUGCUCACUGGCAUGAGGAUUUCCCCAUUGCCAAUGGGGAGUAUCAAUCCCCCAUUGAUAUUGACACCACGUCCGCCCAGUACGACUCUUCUCUGAAGCCUUUGCAUUUCAAUUAUGACCCCUCCACAGCUAGGAACAUCGUCAAUAAUGGGCACUCUUUCAAUGUGGAGUUUGACGACUCUUCCGACAAAUCAGUGCUGAGAGGCGGAGCACUGACAGGAACCUACAGACUGAUUCAGUUUCACAUUCACUGGGGUUCCUGUGAAGGCCAAGGUUCUGAGCACACUGUCGAUGGCAAACAAUAUGAUGCUGAGGUUCACCUUGUUCACUGGAAUACAAAGUAUGGUAAAUUUGGAGAAGCUGUGAAACAUCCUGAUGGAUUGUGUGUGGUAGGCGUUUUUCUGCAGGUGGGAAGUGCCAGGCCUGGGAUACAGAAAGUUAUUGAUGCACUGGACUCCAUUCAAACCAAGGGCAAGCAAGCUUCCUUCACAAACUUUGAUCCCAUGAAACUGCUUCCCUCAUCCCUGGAUUACUGGACUUACCAAGGUUCACUGACCACUCCCCCUCUACUUGAAUGUGUUAUCUGGCAUGUUCUGAGAGAACCCGUUCAUGUCAGCCCAGAACAGCUGUGCAAACUCCGUGGCCUUUGCUUCAGUACUGAGAAUGAAACCCCCUACUAUAUGAUGGACAACUGGCGCCCCUGCCAGCCUCUGAAAAGCAGAGAAGUUAGAGCUUCAUUCCAAUAAGCUAAAGCACUGAGCUCGUAGGAAAUUGCUCUGUCUAUGAGGGAAGAGUCCCUUCUGCUAAGCACAAAUAGAACCUUCGCUAGAGGUGCACUGGCAACAUUUCUUCUCCUAGAUAUUUCACUUCUUCCAUUCAGCAUCUGAAGUUCUGGCUAAUGAAAUGUGAAAGACCCUAGAGAAAAAGGGUCUCUAUAUGUUGGGGAGGGAGAAAAUCUUUGUGAUGUUUGAUGAUGAUUGCUGUGACUGGCACUUAAGCUGUUUGGCAAAGCACAUAAUGAUAGCAAAAUAAGCCAUUUUAAGUAACCUCAGCUACAGGUAAUAGUACAUAUAACUAAUUGUACUCAGUAAUGUGAAGCUUUUUUGGAAGCACAUAAAUAUAGAACAAUUUGAACAUUUUAAAUGCCAUGUAAGAGGUUAAGUAGUGUCAACAUAGUGCAAAAGCAAAUUAAUAUUGAUGAUUAAGAAACUGAAGUGUAAAUAUUUUUAAAAUUGUUUUACAUUUUUAGCCAUGGUAUCAUUAACCUCAAUUAUGUCUUAAUGUUAAUGUGUUGGGUUUUUUUAAAAAUACAAAAUGACUUAAAUUAAAUCUCUAUAAAAUAUAUAGAUUAUUAUAGAUAUAAUACAGAGUAUCUUUCCACUAAAGUAAUAUAUGUAAUAAUUUAAUGAAGAAAUGAAUAUUGUAUUUUAGAUAAAUUCUCUAAUA